CAUAAUUUGCAUGACAAAUUGUUUGAUAGUUUGAUCAAGAUGACGGGAUCGGAAGAUGCAGGCAUGACCACUGCCGGUGAAGAUACCGAAUCCGAAUACAUGACGGAGGAUGAGGAAGAUCCAACAGACAGAUAUGAUGCAGCAAGAUGGCUAAGGAAGAGGGUGGGUGUAGUGGUUGCAAGAGAUUUACCAGCCGAGCCAUCGGAAGAAGAUUUUAGGCAAGGAUUAAGAAGUGGGAUGGUCCUCUGCAUUGUUCUUAACAAGAUUCGGUCCGGUUCUGUUCCUAAAAUUGUGAACGCACCAUCGGCUCUCUUCUAUACACCUGACUCAACAGCUCAAGCUGCCUACUUUGAAAAUGUUAAAAAUUUUCUUACAGCCAUUGAAGAAAUGGGCCUUCCGACGUUUGAACAAACUGAUUUGGAACCGGGGGGAGAUUUUUCUAGUGUGGUGGACUGUAUACUUGCCAUGAAAGCUUAUAGUGAAAGCGGGGCUAGUGACUUUACAUGGACUCCAAGACCGUCUAGAAGUCGAAAGACAUUUCUACGCAAUAACUCAGCACCGGCCAUGAAUGCCUUUGCAAGAUCCCAAGGUGUUAGCAUUAAUGAAUUGUUGGCGGAUCAAUUUGGCGAUGGAGAUGACCUUGAAGAAGAGUGUGAUACCGGACCUCUAUACACGAUUGUUUCGGAUCUUCUUGAAGAUAGAGAGGAAGAAGACAUUCCUAUUAUUGUCGAGAAUAUACUGAAUAAAGUCAAAGAGGAAUUUGCAAGUAGAUUGGGAGUUACAACUAAUGAUGAACAAGGGUUAGCUGCAAUUGAGUCUCCUAUAUCUCAACCAAAACCUCUAACGAUUCACAAUCUGAUUAGCAAGAAUAUUUUAAAUAAUGAGAAGGAGGAAGAAAUAAAAAAAUUAGAGGAAGAAAAAGCUGCAAGAGAGCAAGAACGCAUAAAUAAAGAAAAGGAAUUACGUGCACAACAAAAGGCUAAAAAGGAAGAGGAGGAGCGCAUAAAAAAAGAGAAGGAAUUACUUGCACAACAAGAAAAGGCUAGAAAGGAAGAGGAGGAGCGCAUACAAAGAGAGAAGGAAUUACUUGCACAACAAGAAAAAGCUAGAAAGGAAGAGGAGGAACGCAUACAAAGAGAGAAGGAAUUACUUGCACAACAAGAAAAGGCUAGAAAGGAAGAGGAGGAACGCAUACAAAGAGAGAAAGAAUUGCUUGCACAACAAGAAAAGGCUAGAAAAGAAGAGGAGGAGCGCAUACAAAGGGAGAAAGAAUUACUUGCACAACAAGAAAAGGCUAGAAAGGAAGAGGAAGAGCGCAUAAGAAGAGAGAAAGAAUUACUUAGACAGCAAGAAAAGGCUAGAAGGAAAGAGGAAAAACGCAUUAAAAGAGAGAAAGAAUUACGUGCACAAAAAGCACAGGCUAGAAAGGAAAAGAUAGAACGCCUAAAAAGAGAGAAAGAAUUACUUAUACAACAAGCAAAGGAGAAAAAGCUAGAGGAACAACGCAUAAGAAGAGAGAAACGGGAACUUGAAAAACAAGAAAAGGCUAGAAGGCGAGAGGAAGAGCGCAUCAAAAGAGAGAAUCUAUCACUUGCACAAAAAGAAAAGGCGAGAGAGGAGCAAGAACGAAUAAGACAAGAAAUCGAAUUGCUUGCACUACAAGAAAAGGCUAAAGAGGAGGAAAUUGCUGCAAUUGAGUUAGAAGGGAUUAAUAGAGAGAAAGAAUUAUUAUUAGAAGAAGAAAAGGCUAACAAGGAGGAGGAGGAGCAAGAACGCAUAGAAAGAGAGAAAGAAGAAGAACGGGCUAGAAAGAAAGAUGAAUACAGAAAAAGAAUGGAUGAAUAUAACAAAUUACAUGUGAACACUCCAAAGCAACGUGAGCUAAUUGGUCAACAAGAUAACGAAUUACAGAAUCUAAGAAGCACCCUUUCUACUGCAAAAACAGAUGUGCGAUCAAUGCAAGAUAACUGUCAAGAAGAAGCCGAUAAUCUAGGAAAGCAUGUGGAUACUUUAUGUCAAGCUGCAGCCGGGUACAAGAAGGUUCUAGAAGAAAACAGAAAGCUAUACAACCAAGUGCAAGACUUAAAAGGAAGUAUAAGGGUAUAUUGUAGAGUUAGACCCUCUUUGCCUGGACAAGAGAAUCAAGUAACAAGUGUAGAUUACAUGGAUGAGGAAACCGUAACAAUUAUUGUUCCUUCAAAAUCUGGAAAAGAGGGCCGCAAAGCAUCAAUGUUUAAUAAAGUUUUCGGUCCCUCUGCAACUCAAGAAGAGGUAUUCUCAGACACCCAACCAUUGAUACGUUCAGUUCUCGAUGGAUUUAAUGUUUGCAUAUUUGCAUGUGGUCAAACGGGCGCUGGCAAAACUUACACACUGACUGGACCGGCAGAACUAACCCCAGAAACAACGGGUGUAACCUACCGAGCAUUAAAUGAUCUGUUUCUUAUCUCAGAGGAGAGAAAGAACCUCAUGAACUAUGAGAUUUCUAUCAACAUGAUUGAAAUUUACAAUGAUGAAAUUUGGGAUCUCCUUGUGACAGAUGGAACUAGCAAAUCAUUAGAGAUCAGUCAGCCUGCAAAGAAGGGAAUAAAUUUACCUGAUGCAAAUCUUGUACCGGUUUCAUCAACUGAUGAUGUUAUGAAUCUAAUGAACCUUUGUAAAAAGAAUCGCGCAGCGAAUGAUCGUAGCAAUCGUGCCCACACUUUCCUCACGGCUCAUGUUUUUGGGAAAGACUUGACAUCCGGGACUGCAACUAGAGGCUGUAUGCAUUUGGUCGACCUUGCUGGAAAUGAGAAACUUGAAAAUUCAGAUGAUGAAGCAACACAUAUUAAUCAGUCACUUUCUGCAUUAGGAGAUGUUUUGGUAGCUCUUGCCAAUAAAAGUUCUAAAGUUAACUACAAAAAUUGCAAACUCACACAAUUGCUUCAAGACGCUCUCGGAGCACAAGCAAAGAUCCUAAUGUUUGUUCAUGUGCAUCCUGAUAUGGAUGAAGCUUUGGAAACACUCAACACAUUUAAAUUCGCUGAAAGAUUUUCGGCCUUAGAUAAGUCUACCGAGGUAAAGGAUUUAAAAGAACAAAUUUGCUUAUUGAAAUCGGCUUUAGCCAAGAAAGAAGCAGGAGACCCAGGGUGGCAAGAUAUGAUAAGUUCACCAAGAGGUGGAGACCAAAAUGGUGGUUUUGAAGACGAAGAUGACGCAAAGGGCAAAAAUCCAGGUUCAAAGCAACCAGCCAAGAGUGCUCCCGCGAAAAAAGCAGCUGCGGCACCUGCUAAGUCGGGGAAGCCGGCUGCAGCUGCUGAUCCCAAGAAAAAGAAGGGAAAGUGAUUACAAUCUCUGUUUGAUUCGGUUCGAUUUCGUUUUUAUGUUUUUAUUUGUUCUUUGAUAAAUAUAGUGGCGUCUUGUAAGUACGUCCAAAUGAGUCGACGCAGCCACAGUUGUUUUAAUAUAGAUGUUGCAAUAUUUUGAGAUGUCGACCAACUGGAGUUGAUUUUACAAGAUGCUGCAUUUGUUUAUUUGUAUAAAUGUUUGCAAACAUAGAAACCCAAAGACAAUGGAAGGGACAUUGAUUCUAUUG
Molecule: messenger RNA, 3571 nt
Organism: Helianthus annuus (common sunflower)
Lineage: Eukaryota; Viridiplantae; Streptophyta; Magnoliopsida; Asterales; Asteraceae
Product: kinesin-like protein KIN-14I
Exons: 16
Coding region: 40-3321 (1093 amino acids)
Biological process (GO): microtubule-based movement
Molecular function (GO): microtubule motor activity; ATP binding; microtubule binding
Source: RefSeq, a predicted model, not a curated record